Pteronotus mesoamericanus is the source of this 420-nucleotide messenger RNA. It is a transcript of the gene PLA2G5, whose product is annotated as phospholipase A2 group V. Gene Ontology annotation, molecular function: calcium ion binding; phospholipid binding. The coding region runs from base 1 to 420 and encodes 139 amino acids. The record is from RefSeq and is a predicted model, not a curated record. The transcript has 4 exons. Gene Ontology annotation, biological process: lipid catabolic process; phospholipid metabolic process; negative regulation of T cell proliferation. NCBI's taxonomy places the organism in Eukaryota, Metazoa, Chordata, Mammalia, Chiroptera, Mormoopidae.
AUGAAGGGCCUCCUCAUUCUGGCUUGCUUCCUGGUUUGUAGUGUGCCUGCUGUCCUGGGAGGCCUGCUAGAGCUGAAGUCAAUGAUCGAGCGGGUGACGGGAAAGAACGCCCUGAUCGAGUACGGCUCCUACGGCUGUUACUGUGGCUUGGGCGGUCACGGGAAACCCAGGGAUCGUACCGAUUGGUGCUGCUGGGCGCAUGACAACUGCUAUGGGCUGCUGCAGAAGAAAGGCUGCAACACCUGGAUGCAGUAUUACAAAUACAGAUUCUCACGGGGCAUGGCCGUCUGUGAGCCCGGGCCCCGCUGCCAGGUGCAGCUCUGCGACUGUGACCGGAAGCUCGUCUACUGCCUGAAGAAAAACCUGAGGAGCUACAACCCUAAUUACAGACACUUUCUCAGAAUCUUCUGCACCUACUGA